AUGUCUCAUCAGGCAGAGUUUUCCAAGAUGGCAGAGGAUGUGAAGAAGGUGAAGACGAGGCCCUCUGACCAGGAGCUGCUGGAUCUGUACGGCCUUUACAAGCAGUCAAUAGUUGGAGACGUAAACAUUGACAAGCCUGGGAUGAUGGACGUAAAAGGAAAAGCUAAGUGGGAGGCUUGGAACUCACACAACGGAACGUCCAAGGAUGAUGCCAUGUCUGCCUACAUCACAUUGGCUAAAGAAAUAAUUUCAAAAUAUGGCAUGUAA
This is a messenger RNA of Knipowitschia caucasica, 267 nucleotides long. Lineage: Eukaryota; Metazoa; Chordata; Actinopteri; Gobiiformes; Gobiidae. The record is from the annotation of a GenBank genome assembly.